GCUGCAGUGCCGAGAUUGUGGCAUUGCACUCCAGCGUGGGUGGCAGAGCAAGACCCUGUUUCAAAAAAGAAUAAUAACGACCUUCUAAAAACAUGAGUAAUACAUGAACAGGAUUUAACAAUCGAAUGGCAAAGAAAGGUUUAUAUGAAAAGGAAUUUUCCUGCUUUAUCUUUUCCCAUUCCCAACCUCUUUCCCUGAGGUGACUAUACUUAACCAUAAUAAUAAUAAUCUCUUAAUGCCCCCAAUUUCUCUUUGAUACAAUUUGAUUCUUAAAAUUUCUUCCUGUUGCUUCACCUUAUUGCAAUGUCUUAGCAAUUCAUUAUAAGUACUUUUCUAAAAGUCAUGGUUAUUGUGUAAUGUAUAAAUGUUAUGAAACUAGCUUGGACAUUUUUGUCGUGAAUAAUUUCUAGCUAAUGUUCCUUAGCUGUAUUUAAUUUAAGCAUCUGUUUUUGGUGAAGUGGUUAGAAUUUCUAAUACUGUCUUUACCGGUCAACUUCAAGUGUAAUUAUGAUUUCACUUUAGGACAUGUGGGAUUUAGAAAGGAGCAUUGAAAAUUAUGAAAUUAUGAAUGUUUCUUUGGAUGUGAAUUCAUUGCAGCAAGCAUGAGCUGUGCCUAGAGAUCAGUGGUAUAACUUUGUUUUGCUUUGUUUCACAAUUUGGUUUAAUAAGAGCGAUUUCAUUUGCCUCAAAUGCUAUUUCUUCAUAAUGCUUGAAAGAAAUGUGUAAUGCUGAAGCUUUGAUUAUGUGUGUGUGUGGUUUUUUUCUCCUAUAGGCAAUUAUUUCCAGUCAGAGAAGGAAACCAUUGCUUGGCAUUCUCACCAUCUUUCUACCUACCAUGAUCAAGUGCUUGUCAGUUGAAGUACAAGCCAAAUUGCGUUCUGGUUUGGCCAUAAGCUCCUUGGGCCAAUGUGUUGAGGAACUCGCCCUCAACAGUAUUGAUGCUGAAGCAAAAUGUGUGGCUGUCAGGGUGAAUAUGGAAACCUUCCAAGUUCAAGUGAUAGACAAUGGAUUUGGGAUGGGGAGUGAUGAUGUAGAGAAAGUGGGAAAUCGUUAUUUCACCAGUAAAUGCCACUCGGUACAGGACUUGGAGAAUCCAAGGUUUUAUGGUUUCCGAGGAGAGGCCUUGGCAAAUAUUGCCGACAUGGCCAGCGCUGUGGAAAUUUCGUCCAAGAAAAACAGGACAAUGAAAACUUUUGUGAAACUGUUUCAGAGUGGAAAAGCCCUGAAAGCUUGUGAAGCUGAUGUGACUAGACCAAGCGGUGGGACCACUGUAACAGUGUAUAACCUAUUUUACCAGCUGCCUGUAAGGAGGAAAUGCAUGGACCCUAGACUGGAGUUUGAGAAGGUUAGGCAGAGGAUAGAAGCUGUCUCACUUAUGCACCCUUCCAUCUCUUUCUCUUUGAGAAAUGAUGUUUCUGGUUCCAUGGUUCUUCAACUCCCUAAAACCAAAGAUGUAUGUUCCCGAUUUUGUCAAAUUUAUGGAUUGGGAAAGUCCCAAAAGCUGAGAGAAAUCAGUUUUAAAUAUAAACAGUUUGAGCUUAGUGGCUAUAUCAGCUCUGAAGCACAUUACAAUAAGAAUAUGCAGUUUUUGUUUGUGAACAAAAGACUGGUUUUAAGGACAAAGCUACAUAAACUCAUUGACUUUUUAUUAAGGAAAGAGAGUAUUAUAUGCAAGCCAAAGAACGGUUCCACCAGUAGGCAAAUGAGUUCAAGUCUUCGGCACCGGUCUACCCCAGAACUCUAUGGCAUAUAUGUAAUCAAUGUGCAGUGCCAAUUCUGUGAGUAUGAUGUGUGCAUGGAGCCAGCCAAAACUCUGAUUGAGUUUCAGAACUGGGACACUCUCUUGUUUUGCAUUCAGGAAGGAGUGAAAAUGUUUUUAAAGCAAGAAAAAUUAUUUGUGGAAUUAUCAGGUGAGGAUAUUAAGGAAUUUAGUGAAGAUAAUGGUUUUAAUUUAUUUGAUGCUACUCUUCAGAAGCGUGUGACUUCCGAUGAGAGGAGUAACCAGGGCAGUUUCCAGGAAGCAUGUAAUAAUAUUUUAGAUUCCUAUGAGAUGUUUAAUUUGCAAUCAAAAUCUGUGAAAAGAAAAGCUACUGCAGAAAACAUAAGCACACAGAAUUCUAGGGAUUUAGAAGCUAUCAGAAAAAAUACAAAUGAUGCAUUUUUAUACAUUUAUGAAUCAGGUGGUCCAGGCCAUAGCAAAAUGACAGAGCCAUCUUUACAAAACAAAGACAGCUCUUGCUCAGAAUCCAAGAUGUUAGAACAAGAGACAAUUGUAGCAUCAGAAGCAGGAGAAAAUGAGAAACAUAAAAAAUCUUGCCUGGAACAUAGCUCUUUAGAAAACCCAUGUGGAACCAGUUCAGAAAUGUUUUUAAGCCCUUUUCAGACACCAUGUCACUUUGAAGAGAGUGGGGAGGAUCUAGAAAUAUGGAAAGAAAGUACUACUGUUAAUGACAUGGCUGCCAACGUCAUGAAAAAUAAUAGAAUUCAGAAUCAACCAGAGAGAUUUAAAGAUGCUACUGAAGUGGGAUGCCAGCCUCUGCCUUUUGCGACAACAUUAUUGGGAGUACAUAGUGCUCAGACAGAGAAGGAGAAAAAAAAAGAGCCUAGCAAUUGUGAAAGAGGAAAUGUUUUUAGUUACGGACGAGUUAAAUUAUGUUCCACUGGCUUUAUAACUCAUAUAGUACAAAAUGAGAAAACUAAAUCAAUUGAAACAGAACAUGCAUUUAAAAAUUAUGUUAGAUCUGGUCCCACACGUGCCCAAGAAACAUUUGGAAAUAGAACACGUCAUUCAGUUGAAACUCUAGACCUCAAAGAUUUAGCCGGCACUUUAAGUAGAGAAUCUGGUCAAUUGCCCAACAAAAAAAUUUGCAGAACAAAUAUAAGUUGUGGGCUAGAGAAUGAACCUACAGCAACUUAUGCAAAGUUUUCUACUUUUCAGCAAGAUAGCAAAAAAUCACAAACAGGUUGCAUAUUAUCUGAUACAUCCCCCUCUUUCCCCUGGUAUAGACACGUUUCAAAUGACAGUAGGAAAACAGAUAAAUUAAUUGGUUCCUCCAAACCAAUCGUCCGUAAGAAGCUAAGCUUGAGUUCACAGCUAGGAUCUUUAGAGAAGUUUAAGAGGCGAUAUGGGAAGGUUGAAAAUCCUCUGGAUACAGAAGUAGAGGAAAGUAACGGAGUCACUACCAAUCUCAGUCCUCAAGUUGAACCUGACAUUCUGCUGAAGAACAAGAACUGCUUAGACAACUCUGAUGUUUGUAAAAUCACUACUAUGAAGCAUAGUGAUUCAGAUAGUAGUUGCCAACCAGCAAGCCACAUCCUUGACUCAGAGAAGCUUCCAUUCUCCAAGGAUGAAGAUUGUUUAGAACAACAGAUGCCUAGUUUGAGAGAAAGCCCUAUGACCCUGAAGGAGUUAUCUCUCUCUAAUAGAAAACCUUUGGACCUUGAGAAGUCAUCUGAAUCACUAGCCUCUAAAUUAUCCAGACGGAAGGGUUCCGAAAGAGAAACUCAAACAAUGGAGAUGAUGAGUCGUUUUAAUGAACUUCCAAAUUCAGAUUCCAGUAGGAAAGAGAGCAAGUUGUGCAGUGUGUUAACACAAGAUUUUUGUAUGUUAUUUAAAAAUGAGCAUGAAAAAACAGAGAAUGGUGUCAUCCCAACAUCAGAUUCUGCCACACAGGAUAAUUCCUUUAAUAAAAAUAGUAAAACACAUUCUAACAGCAAUACAACAGAGAACUGUGUGAUAUCAGAAACUCCUUUGGUAUUGCCCUAUGAUAAUUCUAAAGUUACCAGUAAAGAUUCAGAUGUUCUUAUCAGAGCUUCAGAACAACACACAGGAAGUCCGGACUCUCCCAGUGGAAUGUUAAUGAAUCUGGUAGACGAUGCCACAGGUGACCAAAAUGGAAUUUAUUUUCAAAGUGAGGAAUCUAAAGCAAGAGCUUGUUCUGAAACUGAGGAGUCAAACACGUGUUGCUCGGAUUGGCAGCAGCAUUUCGAUGUAGCCCUGGGGAGAAUGGUUUAUGUCAACAAAAUGACUGGACUCAGCACAUUCAUUGCCCCAACUGAGGACAUUCAGGCUGCUUGUACUAAAGACCUGACAACUGUGGCUGUGGAUGUCGUACUUGAGAAUGGGUCUCAGUACAGGUGUCAUCCUUUUAGAAGCGACCUUGUUCUUCCUUUCCUUCCGAGAGCUCGAGCAGAGAGGACUGUGAUGAGACAGGAUAACAGAGAUACUGUGGAUGAUACCAUUAGUAGCGAAUCGCUUCAGUCUUUGUUCUCAGAAUGGGACAAUCCAGUAUUUGCCCGUUAUCCAGAGGUUCUCCAGCAAGUCGAUAGCAAGUUUAUUGCCUGCUUGAUGAGCACUAAGACUGAAGAGAAUGGCGAGGCAGGUGGAAACCUGCUUGUGCUGGUGGAUCAGCACGCUGCCCAUGAGCGUAUCCGUCUGGAGCAGCUUAUCAUUGAUUCCUAUGAGAAGCAACAGGCACAAGGCUCUGGUCGGAAAAAAUUACUGUCUUCUACUCUAAUUCCUCCACUAGAGAUAACAGUGACAGAGGAACAAAGGAGACUCUUAUGGUGUUACCACAAAAAUCUGGAAGAUCUGGGCCUUGAACUUGUAUUUCCAGACACUAGUGAUUCUCUGGUACUUGUGGGAAAAGUACCGCUCUGUUUUGUGGAAAGAGAAGCCAAUGAACUUCGGAGAGGAAGAUCUACUGUGACCAAGAGUAUCGUGGAGGAAUUUAUCCGAGAACAAGUGGAGCUGCUCCAGACCACAGGAGGCAUCCAAGGGACAUUGCCACUGACUGUCCAGAAGGUGUUGGCAUCCCAAGCCUGCCAUGGGGCCAUUAAGUUUAAUGAUGGCCUGAGCUUACAGGAAAGUUGCCGCCUUAUUGAAACUCUGUCCUCGUGCCAGCUGCCAUUCCAGUGUGCUCACGGGAGACCUUCUAUGCUGCCAUUAGCUGACAUAGACCACUUGGAGCAGGAAAAACAGAUUAAACCCAAUCUCGCUAAACUUCGCAAAAUGGCCCAGGCCUGGCGUCUCUUUGGAAAAGCAGAGUGUGAUACAACGCAGAGCCUGCAGCAAUCCAUGCCUCCCUGUGAGCCACCAUGAGAACAGAAUCACUGGUCUAAAGGAACAAAGGGAUUUUCACUGUAUGCCUCUGAGCAGAGAGCAGCAGCAGCAGGUACCAGCACGGCCCUGACUGAAUCAGCCCAGUGUCCCUGAGCAGCUUAGACAACAGGGCUCUUUGUAUCAGUCUUUCUUGAGCAGAUGAUUCCUCUAGUUGAGUAGCCAGAUGGAAUUCAAGCCUAAAGACAGUUCAUUCAUUUGCAUCCAUGGACACAGAAGGUUGCCAUAUAGUAUCUACCUUUUGCUACUUAUUUAAUGAUAAAAUUUAAUGAUCAUUUGA
This is a messenger RNA of Cercocebus atys (sooty mangabey), 5399 nucleotides long. RefSeq names its product mutL homolog 3 (gene MLH3). Gene Ontology annotation, cellular component: mismatch repair complex. The record is from RefSeq and is a predicted model, not a curated record. The transcript has 11 exons. Gene Ontology annotation, molecular function: mismatched DNA binding; ATP binding; ATP-dependent DNA damage sensor activity. Gene Ontology annotation, biological process: mismatch repair. The coding region runs from base 836 to 5101 and encodes 1421 amino acids. Lineage: Eukaryota; Metazoa; Chordata; Mammalia; Primates; Cercopithecidae.